AUGCAUCAACGCGCGCUCCUUUUCUCUGCUCUUGCUGUAGCCGCCAAUGCUCAACAGGUCGGCACACAGAAACCGGAAACCCACCCUCCUCUGACCUGGCAAAAGUGUACUGCUGCUGGCAGUUGCAGUCAGCAGAGCGGCUCCGUUGUGAUUGAUGCCAACUGGCGCUGGCUGCAUUCAACCAAAGAUACCACCAACUGCUAUACUGGCAACACGUGGAACACGGAGCUCUGCCCUGACAACGAAUCCUGCGCUCAAAACUGUGCUGUAGAUGGUGCCGAUUACGCGGGCACAUACGGUGUCACUACAUCUGGAUCCGAGCUUAAGCUCAGCUUCGUCACCGGUGCCAAUGUUGGCUCGCGCUUGUACCUUAUGCAGGAUGACGAGACGUAUCAGCAUUUCAACCUGCUGAACAACGAGUUCACCUUCGAUGUUGAUGUCUCGAACCUUCCUUGCGGUCUGAACGGUGCUCUGUACUUUGUGGCUAUGGAUGCCGAUGGUGGCAUGUCUAAAUACCCUAGCAACAAGGCCGGUGCGAAGUACGGAACCGGAUACUGUGAUUCCCAGUGCCCUCGGGAUCUCAAGUUCAUCAAUGGCAUGGCCAACGUGGAAGGUUGGAAGCCCUCCAGCAACGACAAGAACGCAGGCGUUGGUGGCCACGGAUCCUGCUGCCCUGAGAUGGAUAUCUGGGAGGCUAACAGCAUUUCCACUGCCGUGACUCCUCAUCCCUGUGACGAUGUCUCGCAGACCAUGUGCAGCGGUGAUGCCUGCGGUGGCACUUACUCUGCUACCCGCUAUGCAGGCACUUGUGAUCCCGAUGGCUGUGACUUCAAUCCUUUCCGCAUGGGCAACGAGUCCUUCUAUGGCCCUGGAAAGAUCGUUGAUACGAAAUCCGAGAUGACCGUAGUGACUCAGUUCAUUACUGCUGACGGCACUGACACUGGUGCUCUUUCCGAAAUUAAGCGUCUCUACGUCCAGAACGGUAAGGUGAUUGCCAACUCUGUCUCCAACGUUGCCGAUGUGUCUGGUAACUCGAUUUCCUCGGACUUCUGCACGGCCCAGAAGAAGGCCUUUGGCGAUGAGGAUAUUUUCGCGAAGCACGGCGGCCUCAGCGGCAUGGGCAAAGCCCUGUCUGAGAUGGUCCUCAUCAUGAGCAUCUGGGACGAUCACCAUUCUAGCAUGAUGUGGCUCGACAGCACCUACCCCACUGAUGCUGAUCCCUCGAAGCCUGGCGUUGCCCGUGGCACCUGCGAGCACGGCGCCGGCGACCCGGAGAAGGUCGAGUCCCAGCACCCUGAUGCCUCUGUGACUUUCUCCAACAUCAAGUUUGGUCCCAUUGGUUCGACCUACAAAGCUUAA
Molecule: messenger RNA, 1359 nt
Organism: Aspergillus fischeri NRRL 181
Lineage: Eukaryota; Fungi; Ascomycota; Eurotiomycetes; Eurotiales; Aspergillaceae
Product: glycoside hydrolase family 7 protein
Exons: 3
Coding region: 1-1359 (452 amino acids)
Biological process (GO): carbohydrate metabolic process
Molecular function (GO): hydrolase activity, hydrolyzing O-glycosyl compounds
Source: RefSeq, a predicted model, not a curated record